AGCUAGGAGGGUUAGCCGGCGCGUACAGCUGAAAAUACUGCAUUUUGAUCUAAAGUUGGAGGUACGUUUCACCGUGUAUACAGUCGGUUUUUGUUGUAUUUAACGUAAGCGUUUCGACCAUACUUCAUACGUGCGAAGAGGAGCUGUGCAUUUGUAGAGGAAAAAAAAGAGAAACGCACACUCGCCCAACGUUAUCCAUUCAUUUUCAAGCGUGACUGUGUCUGCUAGCUCGCUAGCUAGCCAAAGUGUCUAGGCGCGGUGAAGUCAGCGGUGGAGGAAACACUCCGCGUUCAUGGCCGCUAGCUAUCAAAUUCUUGAAAGAGUCGUGCAGUGACCGCCAGGCUUUUGUCGAGACUUUCUGUCAUUUUGUGCACGUUUUGUUUCAGCGCGCUUGCAUUAUAAUUAGCAUAACAGCUAGCCGCCGUUAGCUAAAACUUGACGGGCGAUUGCGUUCGGCUCAGUGCGCGUGCAUCACUCCAGCUCUCUCAGACGCAGCACGCGGACGGACGGUGAACUGGCGCUGGGUUCCGACACCAUGUCCGAGUUGUACAUUCGGGUGGCCGAGGAUGAAAACGAAGAGCCGAUGGAGAUCCCCUCGGAGGACGACGGCACCGUGCUGCUGUCCACAGUCGCUGCCCAGUUCCCGGGGGCGUGCGGCCUACGGUACCGGAACCCAGAGUCUCAGUGCAUGCGGGGCGUCCGGCUCGUGGAGGGGGUCCUGCACGCACCCGAGAGCGACUGGGGGAACCUGGUGUACGUCGUCAACUACCCCAAAGACAAUAAAAGGAAGAUGGAGGAAAUGGAUGCUGCCUCAGCUGUAAAGAUCAAAAGGGGAUUUCAGAAGACAUCAGAUCUCAUUGUCCUUGGGCUGCCGUGGAAAACAUCAGAACAGGACCUGAAAGAUUAUUUCAGUACCUUUGGGGAAGUCAUCAUGGUACAGGUGAAGAGAGAUGCAAAAACUGGCAACUCCAAAGGGUUUGGGUUUGUCCGGUUCACUGACUAUGAGACCCAAACCAAAGUGAUUUCUCAGAGACACAUGAUUGAUGGAAGAUGGUGUGAUUGCAAACUUCCCAAUUCAAAGUAUUCCCUGUUUCAGGCAGGUCCUGAUGAGCCCAUGCGCAGUCGUAAAAUCUUUGUUGGCCGCUGUACAGAAGACAUGACCACUGACGAGCUGAGGCAGUUCUUCAUGCAGUACGGCGAGGUCACUGAUGUCUUCAUCCCCAAACCCUUCCGAGCGUUUGCCUUUGUCACAUUUGCUGAUGACCAGGUCGCUCAAGCCCUGUGUGGAGAGGACCUAAUCAUCAAGGGUGUCAGCGUGCACAUCUCCAAUGCCGAGCCUAAACACAAUAAUAGUAGGCAAAUGAUGGAUCGAGGGCGGUUUGGGGCUGGUGGGUUCGGUCAAGCAUAUGGCAAUAGUCGUGGUGGGUUGGGGAGCAGUAGUGGGGUUAACUUUGGGGCUCUUGGUCUUAACCCAGCAAUGAUGGCUGCUGCCCAGGCAGCACUACAAAGCAGUUGGGGCAUGAUGGGCAUGCUGGCUAACCAGCAGGGUCAGACCACCACAGCAGGCACAGCCACAACAACCCGAGACCAGACCUAUAGCUCUACCAGCACCAGUUACAGCAGCCCCAGCUCAGCUAGUCUUGGUUGGGCUGCAGGCACUAAUUCUGCCUCCAGCACUGGCUUCAGCACUGGCUUUGGCACCUCUAUGGAGUCUAAGUCUUCUAGUUGGGGAAUGUAGAGAGCUUUGGGUUGAACUUUUUUGUUGCUGUUAGGCUAAUCUGGUAAGUAUACCUAGGGGUGGGAAACUCUAGUCAUAUCUCAUGUCCCUGUUAUUUAAAAAUAUAUUGCCUUUCAUUUUGUUAAAGAGAAAAUUUAUACUUAUAUGUGAUUAAUUAUGUAGCCAAGUAUUGAAUGGGUGAAGUGUUUAGUUUGUUAGUGGAAACCUCCACACUACCUUUUUUGUUUUUGAGAAAAUGUUACUUUGAGAUAUGACUGUGCAUGCAAGGUAUAUGUUUCUGAAACAUGCACGAGUAUCUCAAGAGCCCCCCUCAGCCACUUGUGAAAUGGGCUUGAUAUAGUUAAAUAUGUGUAUGCAGCUGAUUGUAUCCUCUUUUGUUUGUUUGGUUUGACGUUUUAUGGAAACGCCUUCAUGAAAAUCUCUUCUACAGUUCACCAACUCUUUUCCAAUUUCCCGGGAGGAAGCGCCUCAUGGGCAGCAUUGUUCGACAGAUCUCAGUAUCAAUUCCCUUCUUCCCAUGUGUAAAUGCUUUGCCAUCAAAGAACACAGCUUCACUCUGCAUAUACUGUGUUAGACGGUGGGUGUUGUCUUUUUCCUCUCCGCUUUUCAUGGAUAUAGAAAUUUUGUCUGCUCUUAUCGCUUUUGAGAUCGAUGAGUGGGAUUGAUGUUGGACAGAGUGAGAGACUGAGAGUGAGCGAACGGGAGAGAGCAAAAUGAAAGAAAGCAAGUGUGAAAAGGACUGUUUGUGCGAAUUUCUUAAAGAGCCAAAUGCCUGCGAGAGUUGAGAAGAACCUGUGGCUUUGUGCGAGUGUGAGAGGAAGAAGCAAGUACGAGUGUGUUCCUAAUGACCAUCACAAGGACAUUUAUUGCGCCUCGAGAUCCCUAAGGUCUCUCCUUUUCACUAAUUAUUUUCUAUCAAGCUUAAAUCUUUAAAAAAAAAAAAAAAAAAGUGAAAUGUUUAAUGCUAUGAGUAUUUGUACCCUCUCGUAGCUUUUUUCUUGCUGUCUGAUUUGAUGUGAAUGCCGUGUAUGGUGUGUGCUUUAUUUUCUUCUUGUUACCACCCUUUUCUGUGUGAAAAUGUGACAUGGUGCCGGUGAAGUUUGUGUGGGAAAAACAUUGGGGGAGCUUGGAAGUGUGAGCGGUUGAAGUGGCGAUGAGUGUUUGACAAGUCCCCAUUUGAAAGUUUGUUUGAAGUGGUUAUGAAUGCAUUUUCUAUGUUUUGUGAAAUCAAAGGGAAGACUCAAAUAAAACUGAAUUUGACUAGGUAUUA
This is a messenger RNA of Myripristis murdjan (pinecone soldierfish), 3008 nucleotides long. It is a transcript of the gene tardbpa, whose product is annotated as TAR DNA binding protein a. Gene Ontology annotation, cellular component: chromatin; nucleoplasm. The record is from RefSeq and is a predicted model, not a curated record. Lineage: Eukaryota; Metazoa; Chordata; Actinopteri; Holocentriformes; Holocentridae. Gene Ontology annotation, biological process: regulation of gene expression. Gene Ontology annotation, molecular function: RNA binding. The transcript has 5 exons. The coding region runs from base 536 to 1738 and encodes 400 amino acids.